CAGUUACGAGAGCAUGAGGCAGCUGUGCGACAAGUACAACCGUGCCAUCGACUCCAUUCUUCAGCUGGUGAGUACCGAGAAGGGGACUAGCCUGCCUGCUGCUCGUCUCAACAAGCGUCCAUCUCGGGGAAUGCUGAAGCACAUCCUAACACAAAUCUACAACCAGGCCGUCGUUGAUCCUGAGAAGCUCAAUCAAUAUGAACCUUUUUCACCUGAGGUGUAUGGUGAGACAUCAUAUGAGUUGAUCUGUCAGAUGAUUGACCAGAUCCAUAUUACGGAGGAUGACACGUUUGUGGAUUUGGGUUCAGGUGUCGGUCAAGUUGUACUGCAGAUGUCUGCCCUCACACCUUGCAAGAUCUGUAUUGGAAUUGAAAAGGCAGACACUCCUUGCAGAUACGCCAUUGAAAUGGACCGUUUAUAUACCAAGUGGAUGAGAUGGUAUGGCAAGCAGCACAGUGAGUACAAGCUCUCAAAAGGAGACUUCUUAAAGAAAGAACACCGGGAAGUCAUCACCGGUUCUUCCAUAGUCUUCGUCAACAACUUCGCCUUCGGCCCAAAUGUAGAUCACAUGCUCAAGGAAGUCUUUGCCGACCUCAAGGAUGGGGCUCGCAUUGUUUCGUCUAAAUCUUUUUGUCCUCUUAACUUCAGAAUAACUGAUAGAAACCUAAGUGAUAUCGGGACCAUCAUGCAUGUGUCAGAACUGUCACCACUCAAGGGCUCGGUAUCCUGGACAGGGAAACCUGUCUCCUACUACCUCCAUAUUAUUGAUCGUACCAAGUUGGAGCGCUAUUUCCAAAGACUUAAGAACCCCAAACUGAGGGAGGAUGAGGCUCCUAGUGUGCGCAGAGUUCGGAGGGACCUCACCAAGGCCUCGCUUAAUUCUGAAACUUCCUCUAACAACUCCUCUGACCAAAAUAAGGAUCUUGAUGACCCGGUGAUUGGCCCAACAACCAGGCGUGCAUGGAAUGACUGGUGUUCUAGCUCAACUAUCAUAAAUUCCUCUUCGUCUGCCAAAACCACCCCAAAGGGUUCAUCUUGUCGAAGCUCAGCUGAUGAGAAUGACGAAAAUGUCAACAAUGGUGCGACGCGACAUGCGAAUGCAGGGAAAAGACGGAGAAAUACUCAGAGAAGAGCAGCCGCUUCCAAACCAUCUAUUGUGGAUGAGCCAGAUCCUCCUGUGGCGCCCCGAGUGCAGAGACGAGCCACCAUCAGUAGAAGAGGUGGGAAGAGAGGUCAGAGGACAAGCAAGAAGCCUAUCAAAAUUAAUGGUUUGGAUCUCCUGCAUACACAGACACUACUCAGCACAACGGAAGGUACUGCAGGAAAGCAGACAUCAUAUCAAGAGCCUGCACCUGGCUGCGUUGAUCAGAAGUUGUCCCUCUUUACAUCAUCCACAGUUGGAGGCGUGAUUCGGCACGAGGAAUUGCCCAUUCCUCCAAAGUCAGACACGCCAUAUGCCCUGGAGGUUCUCCUGGAUGUAUUCCGUCAGCAGUUCCUUAACAUGUUGGAUACCAUCAAGAAUCCUGAUUACAAAGACUAUGUGUUACAACAGAUUGAGGUGGAAAAGGAAAAGAACAAGUCUUUGAAAUCACGGGCAGCCCAGCUUGAAAGACAGAUCAAGGUUCUCAUUGAUGAUUCAGUUGCUCUGUUAAGAUCUCGCAUCUCAGAACUGGGUAUGACAGCUGCAAAUCCAGAAGACCUUCUAAACAGAGCUAAGGAAAUUGUGUGGCGCCACAAGGAGCUCCAAGCCAAUGUUUCAUCCCUUCAACAGCAAGUAACAUCUGCUGAGGAAGAAAAGGAGCGACUUGUAAGACUAAGAAAACAUGAAAUGAUUAACAAGUACCAGAGGAACGGACAUGUUAAUGGAGUGAACCUUGACAUGUCCAACUUAACGCAAGAGUUCAUCCUGCGAGAGAUUUCUCAAACUCUGUCUCAGAGAAAGAAGCUUCACACUCAGGUUUCAAGACUGGAAUCUGAGGUCAAUAAUUUGGAGAGUUCAUCACCGGAGGCUGCAAGAAACCAGAACCUGGGGCAACGCUCUGAUAAGUCACCUGGGAGACACAAGACCAGGCAUAGGAGCCGUAACCAAGAAUGGCCAAACAUUCCUGAUGUAGGAAAAAUUGAGGAGAAGAAUCCUGAAAUUUUAGCUCAGAAGAUACUAGAGACUGGGAGGCAAAUUGAAGCUGGAAGAUUCCCUGUACUUCCAGCUGGCACGGAAGUUAGAGUACAUGAAGGCCGAUUACCUGUUAACAGUGAAGCUCCACGUAUGCCACAUCCCACAGAUGGAAGACCAACAGAAGUGAGGACACAGUCAAUACCUGUGACUCAAGAAGGUGGCCGUGUUGUGGUGCUGGCUCAGAGAUCGUUACCAAACAAUACCCUGACAGCAAAGGUUGAGGUGACUAGUCAACCAGAGACAAAAUACCAGCCGCCUCCAGUUCGACCUCCUUCAGAAAAGAACCAAAGAACUUUCUCAAUGGUACGGGCUCAGGAACCCCCAAGAGUGGCGGACUUUGAAGAUCGUUUGAAGCUGAUUAUUACAAAUGUCCUUAAUGAAGACAAGCCACCUGCUCUGCAGCAGAGACCAUCUCCCGUCCCAGCCCAGUCACACCAGUCCUAUUCGUUGCCAGGGGCAAACAGUCAGGAGCUGAAAAAAGAGAUGAGAGAAAAGAGAGGUGAGAUUCGAGAAUUAAAAGAAUUAAAAGAGUCAAAAAUUGGUCAGCCAGACUAUACGCAGGUUUCCCCUGCCAAACUAGCCCUGCGGCGUCACCUUUCUCAGGAGAAGCUUGCAUUGGAAUGUGGACCUCCUGGAUCACUCAAAAUUCAACCAAUCACCAGAAAUGUUGGAGAUCUCAUUAGUAGUGAAGUAGAGCGAUCAUUAGAAAUCUCCUCCCAGUCUACUGGCAGUUCUGCUGUUGACAUGACCAUAGCAGGAAAAUCCAUCUCUCCACGUCCAAAUUCACGGAUAGCAAGAAUAGUGGAAGAGAGUUAUGGCAAACCCCACACCCCUGACAGUGGUGAUGGUCGUCAACAGUCUCCAGCACUGAGGAUGGUCUACUCACCCAUCUCGAGGCCAAACAGCACUGAGAGCCUGCCCUCUACACCACAACCACCACAGGCAAUGGAAGGCUUGAUGUACCCCCGAGUCAAGUCUCCUCGGGGCCAGCCAUUUGAGGAGAAGCCACACAUGCCCCCACCAGUACCAUCACCUGGUCGAGAUGGGCUAGAGGCCCGUCUAGCUUCCAUGUAUGGGACCAAGUGCCCACCACCUCCUUCAACCCCUCCCACCAGCCAGGCCACUCCCCCCUUGCCUUCAGGGGAUAAUAAUAAGAGCAGAUAUGUGCCACUUCCAAGGGCAGAAAUAUCACCUAUCCCUCACCACAUGAAUGAAAACAGAGGCUUACCAGUGGAGGGUCCUGUGGAGGGACUUGCUGCAACACUUCAUGCAAGAUUUGUCAGUAGACCACACCUUCAAACAAAAGUCAAGGUCAAGGAGGAACCCAUUGAUGUCAGAAGUCAGGAGGACGACCGAAUGAAGCGCAAGAUGAGAUCCCCCCCUCCGUUGCCCAUGACCAUCCCACCCAAGAAGCAGCACUACUCAGAAGGUCCCCCACCCUCUUCCAAUGCGUCUUCAGUCAUGAGUCCACCAUCGUCCAUGUCCUGUGUCCCAGUUACCUUGCCAACCGCCUCCCAGUCGUCCUCUUCCAAUAAACCCUCCAUUAUUGUCAGUCACCCUACUACCAGCCAGUUGAAGACAGAACCACUGGACAAGAAAAUAGAUGGCUCUAGUCUGUCGCCCCGUUUGUUGCAUGACGCUAGUAGAGUAUAAUGGGAGAGACCUAUACUAACGGGUAGUGUUUGGGUAAGUAUUAGAAAGCCUUGUGCAUGACCGGAGCUUAUAGCACGUCCUAGCCACAUGCCGCCAUCUGUA
Messenger RNA from Penaeus vannamei (Pacific white shrimp), 3931 nucleotides. The record is from RefSeq and is a predicted model, not a curated record. NCBI's taxonomy places the organism in Eukaryota, Metazoa, Arthropoda, Malacostraca, Decapoda, Penaeidae.